AUGGUACUAAAAUUUGAUUACCAAAAUUCGUGUACUAAAAAAGUUAGGACAGAUUUUAUAACUAGAAUAUAUAACAAUGCUUCACUCCCUAAUCCAGAAAUAGAAUAUCUCGAUGCAUUGGGAUUAUUGCAAAGCAAUGGAGCCCCGCCCUUAUUUGAUUCCUCAGAAAUUGGUGAAAGUAGUCAUUCAGAGGCUAACUCAUCUCCAGAGGCUGAAAGAGAAUAUCUUGAAGCAUUAGGAAUAUUAGAACCUAUUUCGCAAUUCCAUCAAACGGAUAUUAUUAGUUCAGGAUGUGAAUUAUUAGACGAUCAUUAUCAA
This is a messenger RNA of Diversispora eburnea, 318 nucleotides long. Lineage: Eukaryota; Fungi; Glomeromycota; Glomeromycetes; Diversisporales; Diversisporaceae. The record is from the annotation of a GenBank genome assembly.